This is a messenger RNA of Pelobates fuscus (common spadefoot toad), 1098 nucleotides long. It is a transcript of the gene IGLL1, whose product is annotated as immunoglobulin lambda like polypeptide 1. The transcript has 4 exons. Bases 25 to 744 code for a protein of 239 amino acids. Gene Ontology annotation, biological process: immunoglobulin production; immune response. Lineage: Eukaryota; Metazoa; Chordata; Amphibia; Anura; Pelobatidae. The record is from RefSeq and is a predicted model, not a curated record.
CACAGAUCAGUUACUAUAUGCACCAUGUCCUGGGCUGUUCUCUUCAUUCUUACAUUGCAUUACUCAUGUUCUGCGGCUCAGUUUGUGGUGACUCAGGAAGCUGCAAUAUCUGGGUCUAUUGGUAAUGAUGGCCGUCUGACCUGUGGUCGCAGUGGAGGCUCAGUGACUGGGGGUAACUACCCAUCAUGGUACUAUCAGACACCCGGGGGUGUCCCUAAACUUGUAGUUGGUAGUUCUAGCAGCAACAACCAAAACUAUAGACCCUCAUGGACUUCAGAUCGGUUCACUGGAUCGAUAUCAGGGGGUUUGGCUGUCCUGUCCAUUAACAGAUUGCAGGCUGAUGAUGAUGGAGACUAUCACUGUGCUCUCUAUGCUGGUAGUGGUAUGUAUAUCUUCGGUGCUGGAACCCAGCUGACUGUCUCUGGAGGUGAGGUGAAAGCACCCUUGGUAUCAAUCUUCCCUCCCUCUGACGAGGAAAUAGCCACCAACAAGGCCACUACUGUCUGCACCAUGACUGGUUUCACCCCUAGGACAGUGUCUGUGAAGUGGUUGCUAGAUGGCAUUGAGAAGGACGGAGACACCUCAUUGGUCAGCAAGCAGAAUGAUAACACGUAUAUGGGAAGCAGUUACUUCAGCAUGCCGUCUUCAGAUUGGCAAAAACUGCAAAAUAUUGCAUGUAAAGUGACACAUCAGGGAAAGGACAUCAUCCAAACCCUGAAGAGAUCUGAGUGUAGUAAUUCCUGAAUGUAAUAUUCCUCUUAUUUUUACCCAUUGUUACAGGGACGAGAAUACAUUCACUUUAUUAAUGUCAUGUUAUGGAGUUAGUGCUUGUUCUACAUCCGGUUCCUGUAUUCAUGUUUCUAUACUCAUCUUUCUUGUCCUUUGUUCAUGGCUUUUCUCUCUUACCUCCCCCAUAAUGUGUUAUUGACACUUCAAAAUAAUGUUUCCUUCUUUCUAUUUUUUUCUCCCCCAUUUAACACUUCUCUUCUAUAUUUGCCUUUCUUUGAGUUGUGCAGGAGCUGCAUAAUGAUUUUUUCCUGAUAUUACUUUGUCUGUAUAGAUCAUCCUAUUAAAUGCAAUAAACAAAUUGUAUCAUUA